AGAGAGGAGAAAUGUAUGAGUGCAACUUCCAGAGUCAUCAAUUUUCCUAAAGAGACACAGAGUUGAGCCUGGAUAAUCAGAUUAUUUAAAAAAUAAAUAAAAUAUUACAAAACGCACACAGCAAGAGGAUUCUGAGUUUGGGAUAAAAAAAAAUACAUAAAGAAUUAAAGAAGCUGGACUAUUAUCAGCUGUGGGACUUGUUUUAUUUUUGUACACAGUUACAAGAGAGGAGAAAGAGAAGAGAUCUGACAGAUCCGAGAGUUAGACGACUCGAUGAUCUUAGCAGCCGACUGUCCAGGAAAUCUUCAAUUGGUCUCAUCUGCUUUUCCACUGAACUAGAGAAGCAGACACACUGCCCGGUCCUGAUGGCAGGCUCUCGGGGCUCAGCCAGCACUGGACACUGGCUUUAGGAGCCCACGAGACGUUCACUUCAACCAGGAACAUUUCACAGCUUGUGUGCCCAUGAGGUCGUCGACGCCGGUCCUGCUCUUCCUGAUCAGCGUCCAGGCUGCACUCAACACAGUGGGAAAUGCCCACUCACAGGAACCAGCCAAUCAGAGCGCAGGAACCCAGGACUCGACCCACGAUGACCUCAUCCCCACAGUCGACCCUAAACUGUUCAACAAGCGGCGUUACCGAUCGCCUCGUGUGCUCUUCAGCGACGUAGCGCCCCCUGAUGGCCAUUCAGAGCCUCGGAGUCCGCGAACACGGCGGAGAGCACGUGUCUUCGAAAACCGUGGUGAAUAUUCGGCCUGUGACAGCGAAAACCACUGGGUGGGAAAUAUGACCCGUGCUACAGACAUGGGGGGAGAAGAAGUGAUGGUGUUGCCUAAUGUUCGCAUCAACAACGUGGUCAAGAAGCAGUUUUUUUAUGAAACCACGUGUCGCGUCACAAACCGCGGCUCCACCCAGCGCGGGAUGAAGCCAGGAACAACUGGGUGCCGUGGGAUUGAUAACAAGCACUGGAACUCCUAUUGCACCAACACACAUACGUUUGUUCGUGCACUAACAUCUUACAAGAAUCAGGUCACCUGGAGGUUCAUCCGAAUUAGCGCCGCGUGCGUGUGUGUGGUCAGUCAAAAGUCGUGGAAGCACUGAUUCACAAGUCAUUUCACCUGUUUUCUGAGUGAAUCAAUGAAUUGAAUUGUGGAAGUACUGUUUGAUGAUCUGACUUACUUGUUUUCUCAAUGAGUAAAUCAAGUGAAUUGGUUCAUGAUUCAGUUAGUGCAUUAAAUGAAUCAAAUGGCUCACUGGUGUGCUCAAGUCUACAAGUAAUUAGAAUCAUUGAAAUUAUUCAAUUCACUUCUUUUGACAAGUCUGUUAAAUGGCUCAAACUGUGGAAGUACUAAUUAAUGGUUCUGUUCACUUGUUUUCUGAAGUGAAUCAACAAAUCAGAUCAUUGAAGCAUUGAUUCAUGACCUGAUUCACUAAAUGAAUCAAGUGAAACAAAGUAAUUGAGCAAAUCAAAUCAUGUCUGUGCUUCCAGAGAAAGCGAUUUCAACAAAUGUUUCUCUAGAUGCGCUGGGCUUGUUUUGAUUGUUUGUCAAACCUUCAACCACCCAUCCAUCUCUCCUGAAAAACAAAUGUCAUACUGCCAAUUCAGCAUCCCAGAAUCCUUCCCCCAUUUUUUUCUCCACCUUCAAUACCCUGACCCUGUCCUACCCUACCUCACACUGUACAUUUUUGGUCUGUUAAGUUAUGAUGACUGCAUGACAUAUUUAUAUAGUUUAUACAGGCAAAAAUAAUAAAUAUGUAUGUGUAUAUACAGUAUACAUCCAGAAAGCAAGCAUAUGUUGUCAUUGUUGUUGUUCAUGCUGUUAUUUAUUAAACACUUCAGUACUUCA
Neoarius graeffei (lesser salmon catfish) is the source of this 1844-nucleotide messenger RNA. It is a transcript of the gene ngfa, whose product is annotated as nerve growth factor a (beta polypeptide). The transcript has 4 exons. Gene Ontology annotation, molecular function: nerve growth factor receptor binding; growth factor activity. The coding region runs from base 463 to 1098 and encodes 211 amino acids. Lineage: Eukaryota; Metazoa; Chordata; Actinopteri; Siluriformes; Ariidae. Gene Ontology annotation, biological process: neuron projection morphogenesis; negative regulation of neuron apoptotic process; nerve development. The record is from RefSeq and is a predicted model, not a curated record.